AUGUUCGUAAAUACAUUGUGUCAUUUAAUUGAUAUCAUUAAAAGCAAUUUUUUUAUGAUCUUGCUUUUGAUUAUUUUUACUAAUGUAAUCCAAUAUUACAUUAAUUAUUUUAAUCGGCCAUCAAAAAUUCCUGGUCCACUCCCUUUACCAAUUAUUGGAAAUAUUCACCAAAUUGGAGCAGAUUUCACAGCCGCAUUAAAAAAAUUGCAUGAAAAAUAUGGAGAUUUCUACGAAUUUUAUAUGGGGAGUACACGCAUGAUUGUUAUUAGUAGACCUGAUUUAGCCGAAAAAAUAUGGGGACCAGCAUCUCUUAAAAAUACAAAAUUUAUUAUGCGUAAUUCAUAUUCUGAAGGUUUUGAUGACCUUGAUUUAGGUACAAAAGGAAUG
This is a messenger RNA of Cetraspora pellucida, 387 nucleotides long. The record is from the annotation of a GenBank genome assembly. Lineage: Eukaryota; Fungi; Glomeromycota; Glomeromycetes; Diversisporales; Gigasporaceae.